AUGUCAUCGGAGGAGUCCGAAGUGUUCGACUUGACGUCUAAAGAUCAGCUUCUCGUCAUCCAAUGGGAGCAUCUUAAUCUCUGGCGUUUUUACCCGCUUGCUCUUGCCAGCUCGUGGUCGAUACGAUGUUUUCUCUAUCCCAUGUCAGUUGUAAAGAGUCGUUUACAACUAAAAAGACAAAACAACAUGUAUCGAGGCAUGCGGCACGCGUUCACUGAAAUCGUCAAAGUGGAAGGAGGAAUCGCCUCCCCAUGUGCUCAACUGGUGUUCGUCCCAACUGAUAUCGUUGCUCAACACAUGAUGGUGCAUAAUAAUCCCGAAGCGUUUGGUGGCAGUAGAAAGACUUCUGCCGUUGCAAGUACUAUAAGGAACGAUGGUCUGGAGAAAAGACUCACGUUAGGUUUACGUGUUGUUCGCGCUGUUUACAAAGUGGAUGGCAUAGCUGGAUUUUACCGUGGAUUUCUCUCCGCCGUGAUGCUAUACAUUCCAUCGACUAUGGUAUUUUGGUCUACGUAUUAUCAUGCGUUGAGUGGUUUUCGACUGAUACGCCUGAAGGUCACGGAACUCGAGACAGGAGUAAAACCAAAGACUGCCGAUGACGUUGACAAUCGCAAUUUCUUUUUGGACCAAGCGGUAUCUGGAUCCAUAGGCGGUGUCGCUUCUGCUUGUGUCACCAAUCCAUUGGAAAUGCUUCGCAUACGAUUACAGGUGCAUCGUACGAAUUACGCUGAAACUAUCAGGCGAUUGUGGAAAUAUGAAGGAUCGAAAGUUCUCACAAAGGGAUUAGCUCCUCGAGUUGUCAGCAACGCACUCUACUCGAGCAUGGUAAUGUUAGCGUACGAGACAGUGAAGAAGCUUUGCGUUUUACCUGAAUAUCAGGAGCAUGUGGUUUGGUAA
Messenger RNA from Cooperia oncophora, 897 nucleotides. Lineage: Eukaryota; Metazoa; Nematoda; Chromadorea; Rhabditida; Trichostrongylidae. The record is from the annotation of a GenBank genome assembly.